AUGACGGCAAAUGGCUGCAUCGUCCCGCAGCUCACAGAGCUCCUCAGUAGUACACGCGGGGUUAAUAUACAUGUUGAUGCAAACGAGUCUCAUCCUCUGCAGGCUUUACAGGUAGUUAUAGAUGGUAUCAAGAGCGAACACCCCCGCGAGGCUGGGGCACUGGAAUCUGUGUUGGCAAUUGCAGAGAACUCCACCGACUUUGGUGGGUUGGGACUAAGCUCUGAAAGCUCUGUGUCCGUCGACAAGUGUGACGAAUUAGUCUUCCUGUCGUCGGCGUGGCUCGAAUCACUAAACUCUGCGGACCGCAGCAGACAAAUUCGACCCCCUAUUGCGACCAAGCCACAAAGUCGUCGGUCCAUGAAUGUGACUGAAAAGAUCUUCGCAUUGCACGAUGUAGAGAGCAAGGGCUGGGUACGGCCAGGAGAAAUGAUUCGAGUCGCCGUGGACUGGAUUAUGGCUAGUGAAUUUAGUUGGCAUGGUAUGGUAUCAGUCUAUAAUCGCCUUGGAGAUCCUGGAAUCUUUCGCAACGACAGAUUCUGGAUAGCUGGUGACCACGUGGUGGACCCGCGAAAUUACGACACACCCUUGACCAAGAAAUUGAUGGCACAAACCGACAAAGCAAGGCGUUCUUUCAAAAUGACAGAAUUCCAAGGACACAACUACACAAUCAUGCACACAGAGUUCUUCCGUGAGCGUACCCAGCCUGGACAAUUAAUCAUAGGGAGUGAUAGCCAUACAUGCAGCAGCGGGGCCAACGGCUGCCUCUCCAUCGGCAUGGGAGCCGCAGAUGUAACAAUGGCCUUAGUCACUGGCGAGACUUGGUUCAAGGUGCCAGAAGUCGUCGAGAUACGGUUUGUUGGCAAGCCACCGAGGGGUGUGGGCGGCAAGGAUGUUAUUCUAUACGUGCUGCAACAGCUCAAGCGGAAUACUGUGGCAGCUGAUCGAGUGGUGGAAUACACUGGGCCAGGCUUGGACUAUCUGAGUGCAGACGCUAGAUUUGCUGUGGCAAACAUGACAACGGAAUUUGGCGGUAUCACUGGCAUAUUUGCCCCUGAUCAUGUAACCUCCGGGUUUAUCAGCCAGCGCAAGCUCAGUCGCUACAAGGAUCAGAGCCAUUACUUCAAGGCGGAUGAAGACUGUCAAUAUGCGGAAUCUCACGUUAUUGACCUCAGCAAGGCUGAACCUUUCAUCGCUCGUUAUCCCAACCCAGACGAUGUCGUUGCUGUCAGUGCGAUGAACCAGGCAGACCUGGAUGGAUGCUUCAUUGGCGCCUGUACAACAGCUGAGGAAGACAUCAUCAUGGGAGCUCUGGUACUUCAGGAGGGCCUCAAUGCUGGCAAGGUCCCAGUUGCGAAAGGCAAACGAAAGGUUGUUCCGGGUAGCAGACCCAUCAUCGACAUGCUUAGAAAGACUGGUCUGUACGAAGUAUACGAGAAAGCAGGCUUUGAGGUUGGUGUCCCCGGCUGCAGCUAUUGUGUCGGCGUCAGUGCAGAUGUCGCAGAUGAUGGUGAAAUCUGGCUGAGCAGCCAGAACCGAAACUUCAAGAACCGCAUGGGACCGGGUUCUAUUGGCAACCUUGCAUCUGCAGCCACAGUUGCGGCAUCGUCGUUUGACAUGAAGAUGACAUCACCCAAUGAGCUUGUUGCAAGAAUCUCGGACGAGCAGUGGGAGAGGGUCAAAGGCAAGGGGUCUCUUUCUUCGGCGACUCGCAUAGAGCCGCAGUGGGUUGAGCCACCAGAGCCUGUAGUAGAAUCUCGGGAAGAGCAUGUACAUGCUGCACAAGCCAUCAGUGACUCUUCGCCUAGCACGGCUGAUACUGGCAGCCUGGAUAAUAUUCAGUCCAAAGUCUACCGACUUGGUGAUUUCAUCGACACGGACGCUCUUGCACCUGCACAAUUCCUGGUUACGGCAAAGAAUGAUGAGGAGUUUGGAACGCACUGCCUAGAGUACACCCAUCCCGAUUUUAGGCAAAGAGUCAAAGAUGGAUCACAGGUGGUGGUGGCUGGAAACGCCUUUGGCUGCGGUUCGUCGCGUAUGGAAGCGGUACAAGCAUUGCUUGGAGUUGGCAUCAAGUGUGUCAUUGCCAAGUCAUUCGCCUUCAUCUACUCACGAAACCAACCCAGUCUUGGUCUGCUUGGCAUUACCAUCCAGGACGAGGCUUUCUACGAAGCAGCACAAGACGGUGUUGAUAUUGGCCUGGAUCUUGUCACCAAUGUUGCCAGAGUUAACGGGGAAGAGUUCCCCUUUGAGCUAAGCCAGAUGGAGAAGAGCCUGACGAGUCUGGGCGGAGUGGCGCCAGCAUUCAACAAAUUCGGCAAGCAGAUAUUUGACGCAUUAACAAGCGGCCAACGUGGAGUGAAAAAGUCCAUUAAAGAUCACGACGCAGGAAGCGCGCCACUUUCUUGGUAA
Molecule: messenger RNA, 2409 nt
Organism: Neoarthrinium moseri
Lineage: Eukaryota; Fungi; Ascomycota; Sordariomycetes; Amphisphaeriales; Apiosporaceae
Exons: 4
Coding region: 1-2409 (802 amino acids)
Source: RefSeq, a predicted model, not a curated record